Molecule: messenger RNA, 950 nt
Organism: Callithrix jacchus (white-tufted-ear marmoset)
Lineage: Eukaryota; Metazoa; Chordata; Mammalia; Primates; Cebidae
Gene: CRCT1
Product: cysteine rich C-terminal 1
Source: RefSeq, a predicted model, not a curated record
GUGCCCUAUUUGGAAAGUAAACAUGCCAUAGCAAUCCUGGCACCUCUGCGAAGUGACUUGGAUACACACGUGCACCACCUACAGUGCUACCUGAGUGAUGAAUGUCUCUGGGAUGUGAGCGUCAGCUGAGCAUGUCUGUUGGGAAAUGGGCCCCUCCCAAGGGCCCCAACCUGACCCUCUUUGAUAUAUAAAAGGUUCUGGCUGGGCACUGCUCAAUCCAUUGCCUAGCAGGUGGCUCAUUCCAGUUGGAGAACAUAGAGAGUCUUCCAGCGGAGCCAAGGUCUGGUUCGUCGUGAGGAGCUCCGCGAUGUCUUCUCAGCAGAGCGCCGCUUCCGCCAAAGGCUUUUCCAAGGGGUCGUCCCAGGGCCCGGCUCCGUGCCCAGCCCCGGCGCCCACCCCGGCGCCCGCCUCCUCCUCCUCCUGCUGCGGGGGCGGCUGCUGCGGCUCGGACGGGGGCUGCUGCGGCUCCGACGGGGGCUGCUGUGGCUCCAGCUCCACCAGCUGCUGCUGCUUCCCAAGGAGGCGCCGCCGGCAGCGGAGUCGCGGCUGCUGCUGCUGCGGGGGCGGCAGCCAGAGGUCCCAGCGCUCCAACAACCAGGGCUCUGGCUGCUGCUCCGGCUGCUGAGGGGCCCGCAGCACCCUGCGCUGCGCUAGACAAACCCGCCCAGCCCUGAGCGGGCCCGCCCCGCCGUGGCUCCCACGCGGGGCUGGGCCUCGGAGUUUGCCCCGUAAAGCGAAUUGCACUUUGAUGUUCAGAAAUCCACUCUGUUCUCAGCCACGGAAGACUCCCUGACCCUCAUGUGAUUUUUCUCCCUGGGGAUUCGAGAGCCGUGGGUGGGACAUUGGACCCUACUGUCUGCACGGGUUUGCAUACAGCAGGUGCUCGGUAAAUGUCUACUGGUUCCAUUGUCCUCUGAAGAUGUCAUAAUAAAGCUUCUACCUCCUGAGAA